CCCUUCUUUGAAUAUAAAAUAAGCUUGAAUUUCUAUACAUUUAGGAUUUUAGUUAUAUUGGGUUGUAAUUAAACACGUAAAAAUAUGUUUGAGUCAAUUGGGAUUUGUUAUUUCAUUGUAUAGCUGCAUUUUGUACGUUAGUUUUUGAGCCAAAAAAGGCGCACUUUUUACAUUUUUUACCCUUGUUUCAAUAUAAAAUAAGCUUGGAUUUUAUACACAUUUGGGAUUUUAGCUUUAUUGGGGUUGUAAUCAAACAUGUUAAAAAGUAUGUUUAAUUUUGAGUCAAAUGUGGAUUUGUUAUUUCAUUGUAUAGGUGCAUUUGAGCUAUGUAGGUGUAAUUAAGGUUGACAUUCAAGAAUUGGUUUAUUUGCAUGGCAUAUUUACACUUGGCUAUUAAAAUUUAGGGAAAAGAAAAGAAUUUGAUUUUGACAGUUAAAAAUUCUCCUUUUUCCUCAAUUUUGAGCCCAAAAAGAACUUUUUUUACACUUUUUACACCUUCUUUCAAUAUAAAAUAAGGUUGAAUAUAUACACAUGUAGGAUUUUAUCUGUAUUGGAUUGUAAACAAACAACUAAAUAUAAAAAUAUACGUCCAAUUUUGAGUCUAUGGGAUUUGUUAUUUCAUUGUAUAGGUGCAUUUUGUACGUUAGUUUUUGAGCUAUACAGGUGUAAUUAAGGCCGAUACUCAAGAAUUUUUUAUGCAUGAGAAUUUUACACUUGGGUAUUUCAAUUAAGGGAAAAGAAACAAUUUUGAGUUUUUUUUUUGUUUUUUUUUCGAUGAAAUGUGUUGCGAGUUAACUCACUUUUGAUUGAUUGAUGACUUAUUAGUUGAUCACAUAUUGAUUCAUCAUUACCUUGCUAUCAGAAUUUAGGGAAAAGAACCAUUCUUUUUUGGGUUUUUAUGAUGAAAUGCGUAGCGCGUUAAAUCAUUGAUUGAUCAGUUAUUAUUAAAUCAUACAUAUCUGAAUGUAUUUCUUUUAGUUAUGAGUUAAGGUAUAGAGAUAGAUUCAAGAUUUUGUUUUGGUUAUCAAAAAGAUAGAUUCAAGAUUUUUUUUUUUUUUUUUUUUUACUGAAUUAUUAGAUCUUUCUAGAUUUUGUUUCUCUUUCAUAAGAAGUCAUAUUAGGUUUUAGAGAAUCCGGGGAUGAACCUUCUCGACACCAAAAACUUGGUGGGAGUAGGUAAUGAGUUAGUGAGUGGAAUGUCCUUCAUGUCAAUUGGUGUAUGUAUUUUUGUGAUCUAAAUUUGCUUGAGGAGAAAAAGAUCGACAUGGGCUGUAGGGUCAGAGACUUUGAUGAAGUAUGUUGUUAUCCUUCUUGAGUAAGCGUUCGUUGGAUGUUGAUUCCAGGGAUGCGUAUGGAUUUACUGUGAGACCACAACAUCUUCAAAGAUACAGAGAGUACGCUACUAUAUAUAGGGAAGAGGAAGAAGAAAGAUCACAGAAGUGGAAGGGCUUUCUUGAUAAUCAAGAAGAAUCAAGUCAGCCACAUGCUUCGGAGAAGUUGGAUGUCAGGAAAACGGUUCUUGCACAUGUGUCUCAAGAAGAAGGUGAUGGUUCAGCUGGAGAGAAUCCAGUUUCAGACCUUAAAACGGAAAAUGAUCUUAAAAGGGAGUUGCCAGCUUAUCUACCCGCAAAAUCCUGUCAGGCUUAUACAUGGGCUGAAAUUAGAGCAUCCUUGAGUCGUAUUGAUCAUCUGAUGAGCUUUCGUGUGAAGAAGACACCAAAGACGAGAGCUGAACUGUCAACUGGUGUUCACAAUCAUCUUGCAACUAUUAAAGAGCCAGAGGGGUCAGAAGAAGAAAAUGAGGAAGAAUGUUCUGUCAAUGAACAAUUGUGUGAUGGUACCAAUACCUCUGCAGAAGUAGGUAAUACCGGCAGUGGAGUUUCUCCAGAACUUUCCUUUCCUUGGAAAGAGCUAGAGUUCCUUGUUCGUGGAGGAGUUCCAAGGGAUCUUAGGGGAGAGGUAUGGCAAGCUUUUGUCGGAGUUAGAGCACGUCGGCUGAAAAGAUAUUACUUGGAUUUGCUUGAUCCAGAAAGUGAUACUGGUGAUGGUGAGGAGCAUGAUGGACCGUCAUUAGCUGAAGAGAAUAAGCGGCGGAGUAAAGAAAGCGUUCAUGUGCCAGAGAAAUUGAGAAAGCAGAUUGAGAAGGAUCUUCCUCGAACCUUUCCUGGACAUCCUGCACUAGACGAGAAAGGUCGAAAUUCCUUAAGGCGUCUACUUAUAGCAUAUGCUCGACACAAUCCAGAUGUAGGGUAUUGCCAGGCAAUGAAUUUUUUUGCUGGUAUUUUACUUCUAAUGAUGCCAGAAGAAAAUGCAUUCUGGGCGUUGGUGGGUCUUAUUGAUGAAUACUUUGACGGCUGUUACUCGCAAGAGAUGAUAGAAUCCCAGGUGGAUCAACUGGUGUUUGAGGAGUUAGUGCGUGAAAGGUUUCCGAAACUUGUAAAUCAUCUGGAUUACUUGGGAAUGCAAGUGGCAUGGAUUUCUGGACCUUGGUUUCUUUCAAUUUUUGUAAAUGUGCUUCCCUGGGAAAGUGUUCUCCGAGUUUGGGAUGUGCUUCUCUUUGAGGGAAAUCGUGUCAUGGUCUUUCGAACGGCACUUGCUUUGAUGGAGUUGUAUGGUCCUGCUGUAGUUACAACUAAGGAUGCUGGCGAUGCAAUCACCUUAUUUCAAUCCCUUACUGGUUCAACUUUUGAUAGUAGCCAACUUGUGUUGACCGCUUGUAUGGGUUUCUUAAAUGUCACUGAAGAUAGGUUGCUAGCACUGAGAGAAAAACAUCGGCCAGCUGUGCUUGCAGUUACUCAGGAGAGAUCAACAGGAGGGCCUGUUAAGAAAGAUCCGAAAGGUCUUGCCUCCAAGCUGUAUAGUUUUAAGCAUGAUCCUGAAUCCUUUAUGAAAGAAACGAAGCCGGAGGAACGGUCAGAUGAUAAGAAAACCGGCAAUAAAAUAUCAGAUUCAAAUUCCAACUCUGCAAGUGUGGAUGAAUUUCUCAACAGCCUCAACAUAGAUUCACAUGUGGAUUCCCUUCCAGGUCUUCAAGAACAGGUUGUUUGGUUGAAGGUUGAGCUCUGUAGGACACUGGAAGACAAGAGAGCAGCUACCCUGAGAGCUGAAGAGUUGGAGACGGCGCUUAUGGAGAUGGUCAAAGAGGAUAACCGACGGCAAUUAAGUGCUAGGGUUGAGCAAUUGGAACAAGAAGUGGCUGAACUGCGACAAGCACUUGAUGAUAAGAAAGAGCAGGAGAAAGCAAUGCUUCAGGUUUUGAUGCGGGUUGAGCAAGAACAGAAGGUAACGGAAGACGCUAGGAUUGCCGCCGAGCAGGAUGUGGCUGCUCAAAAGUAUGCCGUACAUGUUCUUCAGGAAAAGUAUGAAAAGGCUAUGGCUUCUGUUGCUCAGAUGGAGAAGAGAGUUGUCAUGGCUGAAUCGAUGCUUGAAGCUACCUUGCAGUAUGAAUCUGGUCAAGUCAAAGCUCUAUCUUCCCCACGGUCGACAAGACCAGAUUCUCCUCAAGGUGUACCAGCAAAAAGAGGUCUACUAUCGUUCGGCCUUGGUUGGCGUGAUAGGAACAAGGCGAAGCCAAGCAAUCUUAACGAAACAAAACCUGCGGAUGAAGGACCAGAAAUGAGCAGUACGAAGACUGAAGCUAACGGGCAGCAAGAAUAGUGAACAUGCUGCUAAUUGUGAAGGGGUAUACUGAGUUUGAUCUUUAAGAGGUGGUGAUUGCACCCUCAAUUGGUAGAAGCAUGUGAAGUAGGUCGUUUCGACGUCCCGUUGAAGUGUAACUUGUAGCUCCUACCUCAAUUUUGUUUCAACAGUUAUUUGAUUCUUUUGUACAGUUAUGUAAAGAAAUUUGAUAUCUUUUUGUAGCAUUUAUGAAAUGUGAGCUUAUGAUUUUGCUUAA
Molecule: messenger RNA, 3895 nt
Organism: Lycium ferocissimum
Lineage: Eukaryota; Viridiplantae; Streptophyta; Magnoliopsida; Solanales; Solanaceae
Exons: 18
Coding region: 1297-3657 (786 amino acids)
Source: RefSeq, a predicted model, not a curated record